AUGCAGAACACCGAACCAAGAAUAGUACCAUGGCGUUCUAAAAAGGAUCUGGCUAGGGUAUGUGAGCUUUUAUACCCUGCAAAAUUUGUAACGCCAGACUUGCGACAAGAAGGAGUACGGGAGGUUAAAUGUUGGGCUAGCAGAGGACCGUAUUUGGCGCACACUGUGGAAUCCACUGCACAUUUGACGGAAGCUAAACUUUUGGAUGAACAAGGAGUGGCAGGAGAAACUACGCUGCAAUUAAGUUACACGAUGGCAAUGAUCAGGUUCGUAAACGGUCUUCUAGAUCCAACGCAACAGUCGCAAUUUGCGAUUCCUUUGCAUGUGCUGGCCGAGCGAAUGGGUCUCCCAUCGUGGUUUGUGGAGCUGCGACACUGCGGAACACACGAGAGGGAAAUGCCAAGUUUGGAUAUGCUGCGAAUGGCGGUCGACCAGGCACUGGAAUGGCUUUGGGACAACUACUGGAGCGUCCAGCCCGAACAGGAUAGUCAGGGAAAAGAGGCGCAAAUGGAGUCUUUGGAGACAUCUACGGACGGUCUAAGCUUGGACCCGCGGGCUGUUGACCGCGUCAUGAAAAAAAUACCGUCGAUCGUCAAGCUUCUGACGCAGAACCCAAAUCUGGGCAAAGGACAGCUUGUAUCGUCGGCGUUUACUGGAGAUCAUGCGUCGCAGAACCCACCCACAAAAAAGCAUAAGACUAAGGAGAAGCCCGAAGAAAAACUAGAGAGUUUUGUGGUGCUUGCCAAAGAAGCGUGGCGAGGUUGUAAAGCUGACCCUGACAUUUUCGUAGAGAAAUACGUUCAAAAGUCCAGUUCUGGCUCGCCAGUAAUCUUGGAUCUUUUAGCAUACAGAAUUCAGUCAUUCGGGUUUGAACUGAGCCGCUGGCUCUUGAAAAACUAUCAAUCUUGUCUCAAGUCGUAUAAAAGCUUGCUGCGAGAGGUGUUCGAUGGUCCCCAACUGAAAAACUUCGUAAGCCAUGUGUGCGAGUAUGCUUUAGACGUGAAGAAUGUGAUUUCAGAUUGGGAGAAAUGGUCAACCGAGCUACGAGAGUAUCCAAAUUGGAUCUCUCUACAAAUACUACAACGCUGUGAUGUCACACUUCCGAGUACCAGCGAGAAGUUCCGCAAACGGUAUCGAGGCGAGGUGAAGGAAUUGAAGUGCUUGUUGGAGCAUUACAAGAAUUGUGUGCUUAAGUCUGAAAUUACGAUGUAUCAGUUGGCUAGCGGCGCGGGCAGCAACGACGCUGCCAGAAACACCGAGUCAGGAUUCAGGAGCCAGAUGUCCCGCUCAACAAGCAGCAUUCUUAGCGAUUUGCAAACGUUGAAGCAAACUGCAAGAACACACAAAAUCUAUGCAUGGGAGCCCGUUGAUGACUGGAUUCCGCGUCCGUUCGGGCAAGUAUAA
Molecule: messenger RNA, 1404 nt
Organism: Lachancea meyersii CBS 8951
Lineage: Eukaryota; Fungi; Ascomycota; Saccharomycetes; Saccharomycetales; Saccharomycetaceae
Source: the annotation of a GenBank genome assembly